This is a messenger RNA of Epinephelus moara (kelp grouper), 1643 nucleotides long. RefSeq names its product claudin 18 (gene cldn18). NCBI's taxonomy places the organism in Eukaryota, Metazoa, Chordata, Actinopteri, Perciformes, Serranidae. Gene Ontology annotation, cellular component: bicellular tight junction; plasma membrane. Bases 554 to 1309 code for a protein of 251 amino acids. Gene Ontology annotation, molecular function: structural molecule activity. The transcript is spliced from 5 exons. Gene Ontology annotation, biological process: cell adhesion; bicellular tight junction assembly. The record is from RefSeq and is a predicted model, not a curated record.
CCGAGUGUUCCUUUGUGCUCUAUCUGAUUGAGUUACUCUCUCAGUUCUGCCUCAUCUCUGUGUGUCUGAAUGUUUGUCUUUCUGCAGUGCUGCAUAAUGUUUCAGUGUGUCAGGGUGUUGGCAUUGCAAAUGACUGCAUAAUUCAGUCUCUGACCAACUGUCGGCGGUUUACCUGAAGCCCUGUGGAGUCGGUGAUUCAGUUUCCCGUAUUUACAUUUAAACAGUUAGUUCUCAUUUAGGUGCCAGGUGUGCCUAUCACCACUGUGUCCACACCUCUCAGCACAAGGCAGCCCAACCCAUGCCACUGUAUCACCCACUGGACGAAACCCAACCGCCUCCGCCCAUCGCCACCAUCACUACAAAGUGCCACUCUGCCCAUUUUCAUACUCUGCCAGUGCUCUACACACCUGCUCACCUUUGGCACCUUUACUUAAACCAGCGACAUAUGCAGCUAAACUUCAAGUAUUAGCCUCUUUGUCUCAUUAUACUGGGAACAAACCAUCCUGCGCACAUCUCCCAGUAUAUUUCCUAACUUCUGACGGAGGAAACAACAAUGGCGCCUUCAGUUCUACAGAACGGUGGAUUCAUUUUGGGGCUGAUCGGUGCAGCAGCCCUCAUUGCAGCUACUGCCAUGAAUAAUUGGAGUGUCAAGGACAGGCAGGGGGACGUGGUAACGUCUGUUUACACCUACAAGGGCCUGUGGCAGGACUGUGAGACCGCCUCAUCGGGAUUCACAGAGUGUCGCCCGCUCUACGGCCUCCUGGGCUUCUCAGGCACCUUCCAGGCUGUGCGAGCCCUGAUGAUAGUCAGCGUGGUGCUGGGUGUCAUCGGGACGCUGAUAUCAGUUUUCUCCCUCACCUGCCUCACAAUGAACAGCAUGGCAGACACCACCAAGGCCAAGAUGAGCCUCGCUGCCGGCAUCAUGUUCGUCAUCGCCGGUUUGUGUGGCAUCGCAGGAGCUUCUAUCUACGCCAAUCAGAUCGUGACCACUUUCAGGAUGUCCACCUACAACAACUAUGGAGGAGGAUACAACAACAUGGGUGGAGGGAUGGGAGGAGGAAUGGGUGGAGGGAUGGGAGGAAUGGGAGGAGGAAUUCCCAGAUACACAUUCGGCCCUGCGCUGUUUGUAGCCUGGAUUGGAGGCGGCGUCCUGCUUAUUGGUGGCAUCCUGAAGUCACUGGCUUUCAGGGAAAUGGCGAAAGAUGAAAAACCACAUUACCCCGGGGUCGCCUACAAACCUCAGCCCCGCACCAAAUCUGAGCUCAGCGAUCACCACUCAGAGGGCAAGAAAACCCAUGAUUAUGUGUAACUUCAACACGCAACCUAAGCACUACGAGUUUUUGUUUGUGUAUGCUUGUAGCUGUUCACAUGCAGCAGGCUUUGUGGGAUGUUUUUUGUUUUUCAGUUGCCUCAUAUACGCACUAAAUACUACGUCUUUACUUUAUGUAAACAGCAGACAAACAACAGAAACAGCAGUCCAACAGGUGUAAUAAGAAAUGAGUUGUGGCUAAAUAUGUAGUUUUCACACACACAUCUCCGUGGUUACUGGAUAUUUAUAAGUGCUGUAUGUAAUUGAAGUCUUUUUUACUUGAGUUUUGUGAAAUCAUUUAGUUUUUAUUUUAAUAAAACACUGAUUUGUGAAA